This is a messenger RNA of Dreissena polymorpha, 2190 nucleotides long. RefSeq names its product protein GDAP2 homolog. The transcript has 13 exons. The coding region runs from base 210 to 1745 and encodes 511 amino acids. Lineage: Eukaryota; Metazoa; Mollusca; Bivalvia; Myida; Dreissenidae. The record is from RefSeq and is a predicted model, not a curated record.
CUACGUCUCUGGUUCAAUACUUAAGAUCGUCUACGUAGUCCGUUUAUAAAAUCCGCACUUUAAACAUCUCUCAGUUAUGAACUGUGUCACAUGAUUAUAAAAUGACGGACGUAGUCUGCAAAGGAGAAAUGUAAACAACUCUACAAAAAAACACCCCUAUAAGUGCCCCUCUAUGCCAUAGUUCCACUACCAGUGACCUGAGCCCAAGUAUGGACGAUCAGCUAGGCGGACAGGACCCGCUGGGUGCCCGGGACACGGUGGUGCAUACGGAGACCCUGACACGCUGGAACCUCACCCAGCUCCCAAUGGUGUCAGAGACUCAAGUCCCGGAAGAAGAACUUAAGAACCAGUCACCUUUCCCAUGGAGGAAUGACAUCAACAAUAAAGUUGUCUUGUGGAAAGGUGAUAUAACAGAACUAAGUGUGCAUGCAAUUGUCCAUUCCACAAACGAGCGUAUGACAGAGAAAUCCCUUGUGACACAGACCCUGUAUGAGAAGGCGGGACCUAAGAUGGAGGCAGAAAUAAAAAAUAACAUCAAAGUGUGUAAAACUGGUGAGGCUAAGAUAAGCGAAGGUUACGAACUACCAAGCAGAUUUGUGAUUCACACUGUUGGACCUCGGUACAACGUGAAAUAUGAGACGGCUGCAGAGGGGGCACUGUUCAGCAGCUAUAGGAGCGUCCUUCAGCUGGUCAGGGAGAACUCUGUCCGGACACUUGGGUUGUGCUGUGUACAUUCCGCCAAAAGAGGAUACCCACCACAAGAGGGCGCUCAUAUUGCCAUAAGAACUGUUAGACGAUUCCUAGAACGUUACGGGGAUGAUAUAGACGCCAUUAUUUUUGUAUGCGACGAUGAAACUUAUACUGUGUAUGGGAAGACAUUACCUCUCUACUUUCCCCGGAGCCCGGAGGAGCAGCAUAAGGUCCGGGCUCUCCUCCCGGAGGACAUCGGCAACGAGAACGGGGAGCCCGUCAUACCGGAGAGACAGAUCCGCAUCCUGGACAAACCCAUGUAUGCACAGCGCAGCAACGAUUCAGAUUUUGAUGACAAGACAAUAGAUUUGAACGCCGAGUUUGGGAAGUCCAUCUCCGUUGGCCGACAUCCGUUUGCAAGCAUGCAAGAUGAUCCCGAUGCAAUGAAGCGGCUGCGACCAAAAUCUGAUGUAGACACUAGGAAAGAGGAACAAAAGAAACGGUAUGAGCGCAUGUUGAAGCGAGCUCACUCGGAAGAUCUCACAUCCAUAGCGAGACUGAGGUGUCUGUACCGCACUGGGCAGGACAAGUUUGGGCGCCCGGUUAUCGUCUUUGUAGGCAAGAAUUUCCCAGCUGAGGCAGUAAAUUUGGAGAUGGCCCUGCUGUACGCCAUACGUCUGCUGGACCCUAUAGUAGACCGGGACUACGUGAUCGUGUACUUCCACACCUGCACUGACAGUGAUAACCUGCCACCUGUGAGCUUCUUGAAGAACGUCUACCAUGUCCUAGACCACAAGUACAAAAAGAAUUUGAAAUCAUUCUACAUAGUCCAUCCCACUUGGUGGUCGAAGUUUGCUACCUGGUUUUUCACCACAUUCACAGCCUCAGACAUUAAACAAAAGGUGCACUCGUUAAAGGGUGUUCAGUACCUGUACAGCCGGAUCAAUCCUGAUCAGCUGGAUAUACCCUCCUUUGUGCUAGACCAUGACAUACAGGUGAACGGUCCCCGAUACUUUGUGCCGUCUGAAGAAGGGGCUACAGAGGAAGGGUUGUGAUGCAGACUCUGACUUUAUAUCUUGUUUGUCCCCAGAAAUGCAGGCUUUAUAAGUGCAAUAAACGCGCUAGAAGUGCUACUGCUAUUUACCAUUUGCCAGUUGCAAAAUCAAAUUUUAAAGCUUAUUUAAGAAGUAAAUUUUGGCUAAGUGUUGGUUGUUGCAGGCAUUAAAUACAAUUGGGAGUUCUAAUGUGUAGGAAUGGAAAUGAACAAAUAUUCGUUAUUGCUGUGAUAGCAAACAUUUAGCAGAUAUUAUUUCAAUUUGACCGAUAAUUUGUCAGAAUAAUAUUUUAACUAUUUUAGUCUAUAUUCCGCCCUUUUCUUCCACAAACAAACAACAACAAAGAAACACAUUCCUCAAUACAUUCUUUCAAUUCAAUAUGAUUUUGGCUUCAUGUAUAAACAUUGAGUGGAUAAUCAAGGUGAUAUCAUAAAUGUGUAAUAAU